AUGGAUAAAGAAACUAAAAAUGCUGAUGAAAUAACUUAAUAAUUGAAUUGUAUAGCCUAAAAAUUUCAAGAAGAAAAUAUAUAAUUUACUUACAAAUUCAUGGGUGAAUGGGUUCCUUAGGAAACAGAAAAUGUUUCAGUCACAAUAGACACCUAAAAGUUGAAUUUCCAUAUUAAGGGUAAAGAUCCAUAUGGAACUUGGAAUCAGAUGGGCUUAAUAACUAUUAGUAAAAGUAAUCAAGUUGAAACAUUUUCAAGAAAACUUUAUGAUGAUUCUUAUCUUCAUGGAGGUGAUGUAUUAAUAUAUUAUGGAUAAUAUGAUAACUCUAUCUAGACAUUUAGUGGACAUUGGUACUAUCUGGAGGGAUAAUAGAAGGGAGAAUGGUCUUUAAAAUUUUAAAUUUAAUGA
Paramecium primaurelia is the source of this 408-nucleotide messenger RNA. Lineage: Eukaryota; Ciliophora; Oligohymenophorea; Peniculida; Parameciidae. The record is from the annotation of a GenBank genome assembly.